AUGAAACCCAUCUCCAUCUCCUCCUCUAUCGCGCUCUUGUUGGGUGUGCUUGCCCUCACAUCUGUCUCCGAGGCUAAGCCUAGGCACCAAUCUCACAGUAAAGUCAAGCAUGUCCUCAUGCUCUCCAUCGAUGGUCUCCGCCAGAAGGACCUUGCCGGAUUUGUUGCCUCUAAUCCCAAGUCGAACCUUGCUGGCCUCGUUAACACUGGCAUUCAGUUCUCCAACGCGCAAGCUUCCAAACCCUCGGACUCGUUCCCAGGUCUCCUUGCCCAACUUACCGGGGGCAGUCCUGCAACCACCGGUGUCUGGUACGACGACUCGUACGAUCGCUCUCUGUAUCCUCCAGGCUCCAAUUGUUUUGGCCCCAUCGGAACAGAAGUGCUCUACGACGAGACUAUAGACAUCGAUGAUACCAAGAUCAACGGCGGUGGCGGCAUAAAUGUCCAGGCACUUCCUCUCCGCCUAACUAACGGCAAGUGCGAGCCUGUUUGGCCUCACCAGUACGUCCGUGUUAAUAAUAUUUUUGAAAUCGCCCGCAAGCAUGGCCACAUCACAGCCUGGUCUGACAAGCACACCGGCGCCUACGAUAUUGUUCGUGGACCUUCUGGCAAUGGCCUUACGGAUUAUUAUUCGCCUGAAAAUUCUUCGGUUGCCUCCAACGCUACUGCUGCCUAUGACGAUCUCCACGUCAACGCCGUCGUGAAUUGGAUCCAGGGCAAGGACGCCACAGGCACCAAGCGGAUCGGUAUUCCCUCUAUCAUGGGAUGCACUUUCCAGGCCAUCAAUACCAACCAAAAGGCCUUUGGUACCCCAUCUGCUCAGUUGAAUGCCGCCUUUCAGCACACGGACGCUGCGCUCGGUAAAAUUGUUGCUUCUCUUAAGGCUGCCAAGAUCUACCAGAAUACUGUCAUUAUUGUCUCUGCCAAGCACGGACAGUCGCCCAUUGAUGCUAGAAAGCUAAAGCGCGUCGAUCCUAGCAGCCUACCCACUGUUUUGGGUGUUGAUAUCGCUCAUCAGAUCACCGACGAUGCUGGUAUCUUUUGGCUUAAGGACAGUGCCGACACAUUCAAGGCAGCCUCGAACGCCUACAAGAACGCCGAUCAGGUUCACUUGACUGCCCUCUGGGCCGGUGAGGGUAUUCGCCUCGCUGGCCUGGGUGAUCCCGCUACAGAUCCUCGUGUGCCCGAUAUCAUCUUCCAGUCCGAGCCCGGCACCUUGUUCUCGCUGUCCAAGAAGAAGAUUGCUGAGCACGGUGGAUUCAACGAGGAUGACGUCCAUGUUGCCCUGUUGAUUUCCUCCCCCUACUUGAGGAAGCAGGUUAACACAUCGCCUGUCAAGACCACCCAGAUUGCUCCGACUAUUCUCCGCCUGUUGGAUCUCAACCCUGCUGAGCUGGAAGCUGUGCAGAUUGAGGGCACUUGCGCACUUCCCAUCGCGUAA
Gamsiella multidivaricata is the source of this 1440-nucleotide messenger RNA. Its product is annotated as type I phosphodiesterase/nucleotide pyrophosphatase. The record is from RefSeq and is a predicted model, not a curated record. The transcript has a single exon. The coding region runs from base 1 to 1440 and encodes 479 amino acids. NCBI's taxonomy places the organism in Eukaryota, Fungi, Mortierellomycota, Mortierellomycetes, Mortierellales, Mortierellaceae.